Lachancea sp. 'fantastica' is the source of this 711-nucleotide messenger RNA. The record is from the annotation of a GenBank genome assembly. NCBI's taxonomy places the organism in Eukaryota, Fungi, Ascomycota, Saccharomycetes, Saccharomycetales, Saccharomycetaceae.
AUGGUUAAGCCUAUUGUAGCUCCCAGUAUUCUGGCAUCUGACUUUGCAAACUUGGAAUGUGGCUGUCAUAAAGUUAUCAACGCCGGUGCCGAUUGGCUGCACAUUGACGUUAUGGACGGCCACUUCGUCCCUAAUAUUACAUUGGGACAGCCUAUUGUGGCCAGUCUACGGAAAGCAGUUCCCAGAGUGGAUGACGCUAGCUCAUCGAAGCCAAAGGCAUUUUUUGAUUGCCACAUGAUGGUCGAGUCUCCCGAGAAAUGGGUUGCUGAUUUCGUGAAAUGCGGUGCAGAUCAAUUCACUUUCCACUACGAAGCUACCAAGGAUCCACUUGCUUUGGUCAAACUUAUCAAAUCUCACAAUAUUAGAGCGGCCUGUGCGAUCAAGCCUGGUACGCCCGUCGAUGUUCUAUUCGAAUUAGGACCACAUUUGGACAUGGCCUUGGUAAUGACCGUAGAACCCGGAUUUGGAGGCCAAAAAUUCAUGAUUGACAUGAUGCCCAAAGUCGAGGAAUUGAGAAAAAGGUUCCCUCAAUUGGACAUUCAAGUGGACGGAGGAUUGGGGAAAGAGACAAUUCCACACGCUGCGAAAGCCGGAGCUAACGUAAUCGUUGCCGGAACUAGCGUUUUCACAGCUGAGAACCCUACUGACGUGAUCUCGUUCUUGAAAUCGGAGGUGGCAGAAAACUUGAAGGAAAGAAACCUGCUCACUUAG